Messenger RNA from Microthlaspi erraticum, 1305 nucleotides. The record is from the annotation of a GenBank genome assembly. NCBI's taxonomy places the organism in Eukaryota, Viridiplantae, Streptophyta, Magnoliopsida, Brassicales, Brassicaceae.
AUGGAUAACAUUGUGGACUCGUUGAACAAAGCAUACGAGAAGUUUGUUCUUGCCUCAGCUGAUGUUCUCGAGGCCAAAGAGAGUGCGGGCGGGCAAAAAUCUUCUCUGACUGAUGCUGCGUUGGAGAAUUUCAAGGAGAAAUGGGAACUGUUCCGUGUGGCUUGUGAUCAAGCUGAGGAGUUUGUGGAGUCAGUGAAGCAGAGGAUUGGAUCCGAGUGUUUAGUCGAUGAGGCUACUGGUCUUACUACUGCAACAGGAACCCAAGCAGGAGCAGCUGUCGGUGCUGCCACUAGUUUACCGCCGAUUAGCGCAGUGAGGCUCGAACAGAUGAGUAGAGCGGUUCGGUGGCUUGUUCUUGAGCUGCAACGUGGCUCUGGUGUAGCUAAUGGCUCUCAUUCUUCCUCUACCGGGUUUGAUGCUAGCUCAAAGCAAAUUUGGAUUGUGGGUCUGAUCCAGAGUUUUGGUUCCGGAACAUCCUCAACACACGCCGCAAACACCUUCCUUGUUUACGGAGACGAUCACUUCUUGUACAUAAUGGAUUUGAAUGAUUCGAUGCGGAUCCUGAGUCCUUGGAUUGGUCAAAUUGUUGAUAUUGGUCUUGACUUGCUGUGGCGUUUCACACACAUUGUUGUGAGCUUAUGGCACAUUCUCACUGGAGUCUUUGAAGCAGUCGAAAGCCACGCCAUAUCGUUAGGAAUGAUUAAAAAGUACAACUCCAUCGAUAUUGAGAAACUCCGGUGUCUAGCUGUUGUGGUGGACAUCGAAGCAGCUCGAGAUGUUUCCAAGGUUAUAGAGCUUCUCCAGUGGCUAACAACCAUUGGCGUGAAACAAGUUGGUCUCUUUGACUCUCAAGGUUUAUUGAAGAAAUCAAAGGAUAUGAUCCUUGAAAUUGUGCCGAGAUCAUCAGUGUUGUUAGAGGAGAGUGGUGAGAAGGAAAAUUCGCCAGAACCAAAGCGGAUUGCUAUAGAAUUCAUUUCGUCUUCAGACAAUAAAGAAGCUAUUGUGAAAGCAGCCAACAUACUACUUGAGAAAUACUUGAAAUCAAGCCCUCCUGAGGACAAUAAAGGGGAAGACUUCUUUACAGAGUCUCAUUUGAACGAAGCGUUAAGCGUUGUUGGUGAGAAUGUACAUGUGCCUGAUCUGUUGCUGGUUUAUGGACCUGUAAGGAGCCACCUUGGCUUCCCUGCUUGGAGACUCCGAUACGCUGAGAUAGUACAUAUGGGAUCUUUGAAGUAUAUGAGAUAUGGCUCUCUUGUGAAGGCAAUCCACAAGUUUACAGGAGUAAUCCAAAACUAUGGUGCUUGA